AUGGCCGAGCCGGUCUCAAGCAUAAUUACCAUCGCACUGCUCGGAGUUGCCGUCGUCAGAGGAUGCAAGACCUAUAUUGACGCUGUGCGGGAGGUAGACGAACUAGUCGACCGGCUUUCCCGCAAAGUAACGGACCUGCAUAGAAUGGUCAGCUUCCUCAACUCAAGAUACCAGGAAGCCGAGCAUGACAGCGCUAGCGAGCAGUCACUUAUUGUACGCGGAAAGAUCACGCAAUGUCGCAAUAAAUUUCGAGAGAUCAAGCCCAGGAUAUUGGAAUUGAAAGCUCGGAGUACGGAGAGUUUUGUCGACAAAAUCUACUUGGAACGCAAGAUGAAUACGGUAGCCAAAGACAUCGAGGUUGCGGUCGAUGAGAUACGACAAUGCCUGAUGGACAUCAUUCUAGUCACUGGAGUCUGUUCGCAACUUGAAUUCACCUCAUAUAUGCGCCGUGCUUCAGAAUCUACGGCAGCACCACCCAUUCCACGAGACAGUAUCCACAAUCAAACCGUUGAAGACGAUUCCACCGUGCUCGGCAGGUGGCUCUCAAACGCGGAAACCAUCUUAGAGCCAGUACAGAUCCGUAGAGACUCGACCACGACUUCUUCAUCGCGCCCCUCCGUCUCUUCCUUAUCUUCAAAAGAUAUUCUAGCUCAACCGGACGCCGAUGAUGAAAGCAUACUCUCAGCACAAACACCCGUCACCUUAGAUCCAAGCGAAGAUUGGAGGGAUUUUCACAAAACGGUAUUGCGAUGCGAGGAUGGCUCUGCUCUGAUUAAAGAGGUCAAUAUAAUGCUGGAGAAGCAUCCACAGCCGAGUGCACUUGUCAACAUCCUGGGGGACCACCAACGCGCCCCCCUUCAUCUCGCAGCCAUGCGCGGCAAUGUUGAGCUUGCCCACAUUCUACUCAACUUUGGUGGGGACAUCCACGCUAAAGAUACCGAACCCGCUUCUGUACUCGAUCACGCUCUCGCGAACAAACAAGUCGACUUCGUUACCCUUCUACUCGACAAAGGGGUGGAUGAGACGGCGAUACUAGAUCGAAACAUGGACCAGUUGAAGGAGAUAAAAGGUAUCAUUGCUUUCAGAAAGACGCGGGAGCAAGACCCUUCACGGGAAAAGACAAGAAAAUCCAGUUGGGGCUUCGGAAGAAGGCGCUCGAAGUGA
Alternaria burnsii is the source of this 1164-nucleotide messenger RNA. RefSeq lists its product as uncharacterized. The record is from RefSeq and is a predicted model, not a curated record. Gene Ontology annotation, molecular function: protein binding. The coding region runs from base 1 to 1164 and encodes 387 amino acids. The transcript has 3 exons. NCBI's taxonomy places the organism in Eukaryota, Fungi, Ascomycota, Dothideomycetes, Pleosporales, Pleosporaceae.